This is a messenger RNA of Prorocentrum cordatum, 1848 nucleotides long. NCBI's taxonomy places the organism in Eukaryota, Dinophyceae, Prorocentrales, Prorocentraceae. The record is from the annotation of a GenBank genome assembly.
GGCGGCGCGGAGGAGAGCCUGCGGCCAUUGGAGCUGGCCGGCGCGCGGGAGGGCGACAGGUGGGAUGCGGACAUCGCAAGGAUGCAGGAGGGGGUCCGGCUGCUGUUCUCGAACGCCUUCAAGGAGGCAGAGGAGAUGUUCUUCGCGGGCUACAGCGAGUCCGCUGUCUCGAGGCGGCUCGAGCCUGGAGAGCACGACUUGAGCGCAGAAUUCGCUUUCAAUUGGGCGCUGGCGUCAAUGAUACGUGGCAUCAUCUCCUUGGAGGACAAGCAGUUCGACGAGUGCUUACAGCGCAUCCGCAUUGCCAGCGCAGCGGCGCAAAGCGCGCGCGACGCAGGCUGGGUUGGGCACAGCAUUAUCAUAGGAUGUUGCUUUGCCCUCGAGGGCGUGAUCUUGCUGCUGCAGCGCUCGUUCGUGCGCGGCACGGCCUGCCUGGCGCGCUCUUGGUUUUACCUCUGCAAGGCGGAGCGUCACUGCGACGACGGCUGCGGACUCGCGGACGACCCGCUGGAGCGGCGCGAGGUGUCCGUCGUACGCUCCGUCUCGCUCUUCAUGUGCGGCGUGGUGGGGCUCGUCGCCUCGCUCCUCCCCGUGUCCGUCGGGGGAGUAGCGCGCUUCCUCGCCGGGGUGCCGGUGGACCGGGAAGUGGCCGUCCGACGCCUGGAGACCUGCUGUCACGAGCGCGGGCUGCUCGCGCCGUGGUCCUGCGCAGUCGCCCUCGCGUACCACGUCGACAUCCGGUACUUUCUCGGCGAGGACAUCGGGCCCGACGACGUGCGCAGCUGCCACCAAAUGCUCGACUGGGCGGUCGCACGACACCCAGGCUCCAUGGUCUUCGGCAUGCUGCAGGCCAAUCUGGCCAGCUUGCAGCACCGCGGCGACGACGCCAUGGCCUGCAUAGAGCGCUGCGCCGAGCACUUGCCAGAGGCACCUGGCCUGGAGCUCGUCAUCCACGCGCAGCACGCGAAGCUGGCCCUGCUGGCCUGCCGGUGGACAGUGGCCGCGCGGCACUUCGAGGAGGCGGCAGGGGUCAACAUGCGCAGGCACAGGAGGUCCACCGUGCCCACCUUGUCCUUCGCCGCAGCGCUGUGCGCGCUCCGCGCCGGCGACGAGCAGGUAGCGCAGAGGUGCCUGGAGCGGGUUCGCGAGUACGAGGCCCUCGAGAAGCGGAGCUGGCCGCCAUCCGACAGCCACAGCUUCCGCAGGGCGGCCGCCUACCUCGAGCCGGCGGCGUCGCCCGCGGAGCGGGCGCUGGCCCCGCUGCUGGACCUGCUGGAGCUUCUGGAGCUGAAGCUCCACGCGCUCCGGCGCAUGCCCGCGGGCGCCCUCCGCGAGAUGCUCCAGGAGCUCUCCGCUCCCGAGCGCUGUGGGGCGCAGGGCGCGUCGCCGGUGGACGCUCGGCGGCUGCGGUGCGCGGCGGAGCUGCAGAGGCUGCUGGGCCACGAGCCCGGGGCCGUGCGGCAGCGGCUGGACGCCGCGUCGGCCGCGGCGCGGGCGUGCGGCUGCGGCGCCGGUGCGGAGGAGGUGGCGCGCGACGCCGUCGAGGCACUAGUUCACUACUCGAGGGCCGAGGUGCACCUCUCCCUGGGCGAGGUGGCAGAUGCCCGGGCCUGCUGCCAGGGCAUGCACCGGGCUGGGCGCCGCGCGGAGCUCUGGAUCAGCAUCGCCUUCAAGGCUCACAGCCUCGAGCAGCGCGCGCUGCGGCUUGACACCUCCCGGCGUGGCGGGCCCCUCCAGGCGCAAAUGGGCGUCGAGGGCGCCAUCGCUGCUGGUAGCCCGGUCACGAAGCGUACGGACGCCCCCGCGUUCUGGCUCUGCUGCCGCCGCCGACGUCAGAAAGCCGAGUGA